AUGAGGCGAGCAGUAUGCGCUGCGAUUAUUGCGGCGUUCUUAUCGCUGCCUGGAACUGCUCGAGCGGGUCCGCAAACACAUCAGUACUUUACUACCAACGAUGCGCUGCUAUCACAACCUGACCCCUUCCGGCUGUAUGAGGACCGGCCAGAUGGAUGCCCACCCUGCUUCAACUGCAACCUUGACGACUUCGUCUGCUUACAGUAUGCCAAUUGCACGCGGAGUAGCGGCAAGUGUUCAUGCCCACCGGGCUUUGGUGGCGAAGACUGCGGAGCACCACUCUGCGGUUCGCUGGCGGACGGCAAGGACCGCUUACCGCGGGAAGGAGACCGAUGCGAAUGCAAGGAGGGAUGGGAGGGCAUCAAUUGCAACGUCUGCGCCACGGACGCCGCUUGCGGGCCGAUGAUGCCGGCAGGACAGGAGGAGGACGCUGUCUGCUACCGAGAGGGUUUGGUGGUGAACGAGAACUACCAAAUGUGCGACAUCACGAACCGCAAGAUCUUGGACCAGUUGAAAGAGAAGAAGCCGCAGGCAACGUUCAGUUGCAAUGCGCCGAGUAAGAGCUGUAACUUCCAAUUCUGGGUGGACGAGCAAGAGAGCUUUUAUUGCGGCCUAGAUGACUGUGGCUGGAAGGCUGAGGCCACGGAUACGAGCAACACUACGAGCUAUAGAUGUGAGACCGCACGAUGUCAAUGCGUGCCAGGGCGCUUUUUGUGUGGUUCGGAGAACAGCAUUGACAUCUCGGAUUUUCUGGAUCAGGAGAUCAAGGGCCCAGCUACAUUCAAGACGAUGCGGACAGAAGGUGGCGCCAAAGAGGACGGCUCGACAUUCUCAGAACCUGCUAUGAACGGCUUGAUCUCAAGCGUCUUUGGCGAUGAGAGUAUCACUUUGCAAUGUCAUAGCGGAGAAUGCUUGUACAAGACGGAAGUGCCUGGCUACGAGCGUCCAAUCAAGAAGAUCAACACGCCGCUCAUUGCUGGUGUUAUCGCUGGCUGUGCGCUGUUUGUUGUAGCGGUCAUACUACUCGUCUUCUUCCUAAGCCGAAGAAGCGCACAGCGAUACGGACCCAUCCAUCUUGGCGAUGACGAAGAAGAGGAGAACGCCAAGCUUAUGGCUGAUCACAAGCCUGCGGCACUGUACUUCGAGAACAUCUCGUACAACCUCAAGGGCAAGCAGAUCUUGUCAGGCGUUCAAGGUUCAGUGCAUCCCGGCGAGCUUCUUGCCAUCAUGGGCGCUUCCGGCGCUGGCAAGACUUCUUUCCUGGACAUUCUUGCUCGCAAGAAGAAGCGCGGUCAUGUUUCGGGAGACUUCUGGCUGAAUGGCGAGAAGGUGACCGAUGAUGAGUUCCGAAGCGUGAUCGGCUUUGUGGAUCAGGAUGACACGAUGCUGCCCACUUUGACUGUGCACGAGACGAUCCUAGACUCUGCCCUGCUCCGGCUGCCGAAGGAGAUGAGUGUUGCGGCCAAGGUGCAGAAGGUUGAGGAUGUUGAGAGGCAGCUGGGCAUCUUCCAUAUCCGGCAUCAGGUCAUCGGCAGCGAAGAAGGUAACGGACGGGGCAUCUCCGGUGGCGAGAAGAGAAGAGUUGGCAUUGCUUGCGAGCUUGUCACCAGCCCGAGCAUACUCUUCCUGGACGAGCCGACUUCAGGUCUAGACGCCUACAAUGCGUUCAACGUCGUGGAGUGUUUGGUUACCCUUGUGAAAACAUACAACCGGACUGUCGUCUUCACGAUACACCAGCCACGGUCGAAUAUUGUUGCGCUCUUCGACCAGCUAAUACUGCUUGCGCAGGGUCGGGCGGUAUACAGCGGGCCGUUCGAGAAGUGCCAGAGCUACUUUGACAGUAUCGGCUACGCCUGUCCGCCAGGUUUCAACAUUGCCGACUAUCUUGUGGAUCUGACGAUGCACGCUAGUUCGCCUACGGAUGCAGAGGAUGAAGUGGAGGUCGUGUUUGGCGACGGCGGUGAUGGACGGACAACGCGGGCUAGCUCGACCAUGGCCGUCAAGAGCAUACCGAGCGUCAGCAACGUCAGCAUAGAGAACUCGAUCGGUUCCGGCCACGACGGUCCGCUACGACCGAAAGCGAAGCGAAAGACGAGCAUACGGCAGCAACAGGAGCGGGAGCUCUUCACACGGAAGAAGACGUCGGACAAUGCUAACGCACCUGCAAGCUUACGAAGCGAGGGUGACAGCGUACUAGGGGAUGACGAGCGACAUCAGCAAUGGGUCAAGCUCUCGAAACAGCAAGGCCAACCUCCACCACAGAUCACGGAUGAUCCGCAUAACCUUCCGCCUGCUGCCGGGACAGGCACGAAUCUUGACGUCCUAGUUCAGGCCUACAACGACUCCGACGUCGCUGCAAGCCUAAAAGACGACAUUCACCACGCCGCUGAAGCGAACGGCCAUCCGCCUGGACUUCCAAAUGGCGCGGCCACUACAGGCAAAGUGAAGGGCUACCGCAAACCCCGCAUCCACACUCAGUCCAUCAUCCUCUCCCGACGAACCUGGCGCAACCUCUACCGCAACCCCAUGCUCAUGCUGACACAUUACGCCAUCGCCAUACUGCUUGCGGUCUUCAUCGGCUUCCUCUUCUAUGGCCUCACAGACGACCUUCCGGGCUUCCAGAAUCGCCUGGGCUUCUUCUUCUUCAUGCUCGCCCUGUUCGGUUUCUCCACCCUUACCUCCUUGAACGUCUUCGCGCCGGAGCGACUACUCUUCGUCCGGGAACGCGCGAAGGGAUACUACCACCCCUUCGCUUACUACCUUAGCAAGGUCGUCUUCGACAUUGUGCCUUUGCGACUGCUGCCGCCGCUCAUCAUGGGUAUGAUCAUGUACCCCAUGACGGGUUUGGUACCUGCUUGGGCGGAGUUCUUCAAGUACAUCCUCUUCAUUGUUUUGUUUAACCUUGCGGCUGCCACGAUCUGCCUCUUCAUCGGCAUCUGCGUGAGGGAUCUGGGUGUGGCGAACUUGUUAGGUGUGCUUGUCAUGCUGUUCAGCCUGCUAUUUGGUGGAUUCUUGUUGAAUCAUGACACCAUACCUAAGCCGGUCACUUGGCUGCAGAACCUUUCAAUCUUCCAUUACGCCUUCGAAGGCCUGCUUGUCAACGAAGUGCGCUACUUGUCACUAGUGGACCACAAGUACGGAUUGGACAUCGAAGUUCCAGGCUCAGCCAUUCUGUCGAGCUUUGGCCUCAACGUGCUGGCUCUGUGGCAGGAUGCCAUUGGACUUGCCGUCUUCUGCGGCGCGUUUCUGAUUCUGGGAUAUUUAGCUCUGCAUAUACUGUUGGUGGAGAAACGGUAA
Molecule: messenger RNA, 3297 nt
Organism: Baudoinia panamericana UAMH 10762
Lineage: Eukaryota; Fungi; Ascomycota; Dothideomycetes; Mycosphaerellales; Teratosphaeriaceae
Exons: 2
Coding region: 1-3297 (1098 amino acids)
Cellular component (GO): membrane
Molecular function (GO): ABC-type transporter activity; ATP hydrolysis activity; ATP binding
Source: RefSeq, a predicted model, not a curated record